CACUGCCGGCCAUGGCGAGUCGCGUGUGUCUGAAAUGUCGGUGCACUCAAAUUUUACCAAGUUUUAAACGAAACUUGGCAACUGGAUAUUUACAAUCAGGACAGUUUUGUACAUUUCUUCUUGGUUUCAACAGACGUCAUAUUCAAUGGUCAACAAGAAAUAAUGCAGUAGUGAAUCAGGGUUUACCAGUUUUUUCUAAAAAUGUUGGUGCAAUGAAGAAGGAUCAACACAGACAGAGCUUUAGCCAUCAAACACGAUCUUACUCUUCAUCUCAACAUAUACCUCAUAUACCAGAACAACUGCCUUCAGAUGUAGAUCCAUUAAAAUUAGUAGAAAAAGAAGUGUCACUGCUGACAGAUGAUAUACGAAAGGAGCUUUACAAUAGUGCUGGAUCAGGGGAUAUCUUGGAGCCAGCUCAGUACCACUUUGAUGGCAAAGGGAAAUCUCUCAGGCCAAUGGUAGUUCUCUUAGCUGCAAAAGCUUGUAAUAUUCACGAAGGGAUCAAUAGUAUAUUACCUAGCCAACAAAAGAUUGGCAUGGUAGCUGAAAUGAUCCACACUGCGUCUCUGGUUCAUGACGAUGUUAUAGAUGCUUCUGACACAAGGAGAGGCAAACCUAGUGUUUUUAAACUUUGGGGCCAAAGAAAAGCAAUUCUAACAGGAGAUUUUAUCCUGUCUGUUUCUUCCCAAGUUUUAGCAAGGAUAGGAAAUAAAGAAGUUGUUGGUGUGAUGUCACUUAUUCUUGAUGAUUUAGUACGAGGGGAAUUUAUGCAACUUGGAUCGAAGGAGGAUGAGGAGAAAAGAUUCAACCACUACCUCAAAAAAACAUACAAGAAAACUGCUAGUUUGAUAGCAAAUAGUUGUAAAUCAGUGGCAAUACUUAGCAACUGCUCUGAUGAAAUAGUUGAAGUUUUAUAUAACUAUGGUAAACACGCAGGGAUAGCCUUCCAGCUGAUAGAUGACCUUUUAGACUUCAUAUCAAAUGAAGAACUGUUAGGAAAACCUGCUGCUGCUGACUUAAAAUUAGGACUGGCCACAGCCCCCGUGUUAUUUGCAUCACAGCAGUAUCCAGAGCUCCAUGCUAUGAUCAUGAGGCGGUUCAAUGAACCUGGAGAUGUGGAGAAAGCCUGGCAGCUGGUGAAUAAGAGUGACGGCCUUGAGCACACACGAAGUAUGGCCAGACAACACUGCAAGGAGGCAGUCUUUCAGAUCAACAAGUUAAAAGACUCUGUAGAAAGAAGGGGACUUGUAGCCGUAACUGAAAAGAUUUUGAGCAGACAGAAAUAGUGUCAGAGUUUAUAUAGUGAUAAAAAUAUUUUCGCUGACAGCUAUAAAACAAGGGAGAAACACAAUGGGACUGAUCAAGAUGUAGAAGUAGAAAGACUUUAAGUGUUGAGGUUAUAAUGAAACUGGCCAUGGCAAAGUGGGUGGGGCUGUGUCAUGUUUUCCUUAACAUGGUCAAAUAAGCAAGACUCGUGAUGACACUUUACUCAUAUAUAGUGGUACUGUCAACAGGGGAAAAUGCCAUGCAAGUACUGAAAUAGUUUUCAGAGCAUUAUUAAAAACGAUACAUGCAAAACAUUAGGAAUUUGAUGUUCAACAAAAACAUUUCAAGAAUAACGUACCCCAGCCCCCUCCCCCCCCCCCUUCAGCUGUUGUGUGUACCCUACCUGACAUGCCCUAAGCUCCCCUGUCAAAUGGGUAAAGUUAUCGUUUGGUGCCACCCCCCAGCAAUGUUCACAUUCACGCGAGGGCUGGUACAAUCAGUAAAUUAAAAGAAACACGUGGACAGGAGUGCUAGGGGGGCUGACCCUUUGGACAGGUAUAGUUACCUAAGGGAAAGUUGGUGGUCACCACGGUCUUAUUAAGCAAAUAUGUUGAGGGCAAUAUGAUGUGUUCACAUCACAAUAAGCUGUGCCGCCAUGACUUUUUUCCAAGUUUGAUAAGUUUGGAGAAAUUAACUUAAUAUCCUGGCUAUAACAAAAUCAUCCAUUCCAAGUGGGGGCCGCACUAAACAGGAUAACAGAAAUAUGCAGGUGGAAUAGCGUUGAUAAGAAGAUGAUAUGUUAAGAAAUAUUGGCAUGGAAUGUGGAGUUACCAGACCCAUAAGUUAUUGUUUUGUGGCUUUUAGGGAUCAUAACACUCACAAUAUUUCACACUUGCAAAAAUGGAAUUGCAUGCUCAUUUCUAGGCGUACAUGUAUUUUCGGCCAGACCUUACGAACUAGAAGUGAAACUUUGGAGUAUUUGUGAAAAGUUUUAAAGUUCUCUGUAGCGGAACCACUGCAUAGAACCCCUCAAAAUGUACCAGUACAGCUAUAUUGCUUGAGUAUAACACUCAUGUGCUAUAAGGCUUCUAGAUUAGUGUCCCCGCCCACCCCCUCCCCCCCCCCUCUCUUGGUAGAUUGAUAUUGUGUUAUGAUACUGGUGGAUGUGUUGAGACUCGUAGAUUUAUAAUGGCCAGAAAGCUGGAUGUGCUGCACAGUUUGGAUGGCUGUCUGUCUUCCACUGUGUUUGUGUUUUGUUAAUUUUGGGCUCAAUUACUGUGUACACAGUUAUGUGUGGGAUGAACGGUUGACGUUCCUCUUAUUUAUUUAUAUUUCAU
Molecule: messenger RNA, 2603 nt
Organism: Lingula anatina
Lineage: Eukaryota; Metazoa; Brachiopoda; Lingulata; Lingulida; Lingulidae
Product: all trans-polyprenyl-diphosphate synthase PDSS1
Biological process (GO): isoprenoid biosynthetic process; ubiquinone biosynthetic process
Cellular component (GO): mitochondrion; transferase complex
Molecular function (GO): prenyltransferase activity
Source: RefSeq, a predicted model, not a curated record